UGGUGGUGGUGGUGGUGGUGGUGGGGAUGGUGGCGUCUUGUCUGCCAUGGAAAUUGUCUUCUACUGCUAGGUCCAAAUGUGGAUUAACUAGUUCCAGUAGAUACCGCAGGAUAACAACAAACAGGAGCUUGCUCUGGGUCACGAGUACUGCACGAAGGGGUCGCGCGCGGGGCGCGGGGGAGGGGGAGUGCAGUACGACCGUUUGAUUGACGUACUUACUGUCCAAUGCAACGAGGUGGCAAUCCAAAUGAUUGGCUGGAGUUUUUCGAGCCCUGCCCGUUCCACAGAUGAUUGACAAGUUUAAUUUUCAUGUCAGUACUUCUGACUCAGUGGCUGUAAGCGGGUUAUGAUAAGGAUUUCAAGUGAUUUUGCAAAAAUGGCCAAAAAAGCGAAUUCCGUACCCAACCUUUAAGCCAAAGGCAUUUGUCUCUUCCAGAAACCCAACCCUUUGCUAUGUAUUGAAUCACGACUUAUUGUGCCAUGCAGUUGUUACUACUAAGUCUGUACCUCUAAAGGCCCUGAUAUACAUCAAAUCGACAUUAGCGUGUUCACACAGAUAAAAUGGCAGGUUUGGGACCAAAUCUAAAACACUACCGUGGACCAGGAUCGAUACAGGGGACUCAACCAAACUAGUCAAGCCUUUCCCACACUCCCCCUAAUUCACCACUGCCUGCAAUUGGUGAACAAGACGGCGUAAAUUGCUGUGUUUCAUCCCACCGUGACUCAGGCUAGUAAAUUAAUAAACCCAAGAUCACACAGUGGCUAUAUUGUACCCUAUCAAAGAAAUGCAGGGUUCAGCAGCCUCACACGACAAUGUAUGGCUGAUACAUUGGUGCAUCCUUUUGACACUUAUUUACCUAAUCUCAAACAAGCAAUGUGUUGUUUGUGUGGGUGUGAAAUAGUAUAUUGCAACAUGUGGCAUGUGCUAGUGUGACAAAAACAAGUCACCUCGAUGAACAACAAUAAUUGGAAUAAAUUUCGGCGGGGAAUACAAAGGGGAAAUGCUGCCUCAUUCCGCAAGGGGAAGUCUACCUUUUAAAAAAGAAACGUAUCGCGUAAUCACGUAUUGAACCAUCUUCGCUUACUCCAUAAAUGUCAAUUGUUGGUCACUGUUGCCCCAGGGAUACUCUUGACAAACACUUGCAUACUCUAAAGACAGCAAGUUGAUUGGCGUCUUCAGAGAAGUAGAAGAGUUUGUGCAUUGGCAAGACGUCUUCUUCCAGAGAUGAACCCACGUUCCCAGCUCAGGAGGACCCAGUCCCUGCAUGGACCCAGCCCAGUGACCACCUUCGGCCCCAAGGCCUGUAUGUUGCACAACCCCAACACCAUCAUGCACAUCCAGGACCCGGCCAGCCAGAGACUCACAUGGAACAAGCCUCCCAAAAGUGUCCUUGUCAUCAAGAAGAUCCGCGACGCAGGUCUUCUCCAGCCAUUCAAGGAGCUGUGUACCUUCCUCACCGAGGUGAAGAGCAUGAUUGUUUACGUGGAGAGAAAAGUUCUAGAGGACCCUGCCAUCGCAGGCGAUGACGCCUUCCGGACCACAAUGAACAAAUUCUGCACAUUCCGUGACGAUCUGGACGAUAUCUCCAACUACGUGGACUUCAUCAUCUGUCUCGGUGGCGAUGGGACCUUGCUGUACGCCUCCUCACUUUUCCAGGAGAGUGUUCCCCCAGUUAUGGCCUUCCACCUGGGCUCUCUUGGCUUCCUCACCCCCUUCAACUUCGACACAUACCAGUCUCAGCUCAACCAAGUCAUCGAGGGGAACGUGUCUAUCGUGCUGCGCAGUCGGCUGCGUGUGCGCGUGCAGAAGGACAGCCGGGAGAAGAGGGCGAAGGUGGAGGAGAACGGAGUCAUCCUCACCAACGGGGAUGGAGAAGGCAUGCACAAGGCCGCACAGUACCAGGUUCUGAACGAGGUGGUGGUGGACCGGGGGCCCUCCUCCUACCUCUCCAACGUGGACCUCUUCCUGGACGGACACCUCAUCACCACCGUUCAGGGGGACGGCGUGAUCGUCUCCACGCCGACGGGCAGCACGGCAUACGCAGUGGCGGCGGGCGCCUCCAUGAUCCACCCCAACGUCCCGGCCAUCAUGAUCACCCCCAUCUGCCCGCACUCGCUCUCCUUCAGGCCCAUCGUGGUGCCGGCCGGCGUGGAGCUCAAGGUCAUGCUGUCCAGCGAGGCGCGGAACACUGCCUGGGUGUCCUUCGACGGCCGGAAGAGACAGGAGAUCUGCCACGGGGACAGUAUCACCAUCACCACUUCCUGCUUCCCGGUUCCCUCCAUCUGCUUCCGGGACCCGGUCACGGACUGGUUCGAGAGCCUGGCUCAAUGUUUACACUGGAACGUGAGGAAGAAGCAGCACCAUCUCACCUCUGAGGAAGAGGAGUUCUGAGGGCUUCUGAUUGGCCCAUUGUCCCCCCCGCCAGCUCUGUCGGCCAAUCAAACAUGAUAUCCAGUCAGUGGGUCCUGGGGUCGAAGCCAGCUACAUGGUUAUUCAUUGAUGACAUGAAUUUGAUUUGAAUUAUUAUUAUUUGUAAUUAAUAAUAUGAAUAGUUUAUUCAUAACAAUUUUCAAUAUUCUAGUUAUAGUAACGAUAGAUUUUUAUCAUCAGCCAUAAUAAUUAAUAAUACUAACAAUUGUAUUAUUAAUAAUCAUGGUUCUGAUUUUUAUUAUUAUUAUUAUAUUUUUUUUAUAAUGACACCUUCAAAGUUCAGAAAGGGGGUGCCUGCAGGGUGUUGUUAUCCUACUAUCUGUGCUGGGCUACCGAGGUCUACCCCGAGGGGUAGCGUUCCAAUCAGUUCCCCUGAGCUCAGAUCGUGAGGUGGGAGGCAAAACCUGGCAGGGUCGUUCCUCUUCCGGACCUGGAGUGUUGACAGCGCUGUACACACGGGGCCGUUUGAUUCGAUGGUCUGUGCGGGCCAUCGUAGGUGAGCGUUGUGAUCCGGUGUCGGAACACUUUCUACACUUUACGGGAAGAUCACUGGCUGUCAGGGAAGGCUCAACAAUUACCACAUAUCCUACGUGUUCAAAUUGAUGGAGCUACGUUUUUAAUCUGCUUGAUAUGAAGUCUAAUUUUAUACAUAUAUUUAAAGGGUUACACACCUGGAAGCGUUGGCGUGUUCGCGUCGCUCUAAAGGCUGAAACGUCAGUUACAAAUGGCGGAUAAAGUUAAUCGAAAGUGUAUAAAGAAAACCAUAAGGGGGGAAAAGUCUUUGGCUUCGCUGAAAACUCAAAUGGCGUCUUGUGUGAAGUUGCUAUUUCAAAAGUUGCAGAACCAAAACGUUUCCUAUAAUGUUAAACAAGACUGUUGCUCUUCAUUUAAUAAGAAAAAAGCAGAAUUUUCGUCAAAAGAUUGAUACCUUUUUUUCUUUUUUUUCCACUCAGAUCUUAAUGUAAAGCAGGAGAAAACCAAUGCUAUAGCAUUUCUAAUGUAUAGACUGUGCCUUCACCACUGGUACGUUGUAUUGAAAACUAAUGUCAUUUUUCUAAGGUUUACAAGAUCUUAAUUAUUCUUCUAAACGUGUUCUCACAGUUGUGCAGAUCUACCGUAGCCUUGUACUUAGAGUAUUUUUCUACGCUGUCGCUCUGCGCUGUCAGCACCUGGAAGCAGAGAGUAAGUUCCAUUACUCUUCACUCUUCUCGCGAUACUACAAAUGUAUUCAGCAGUUGUUUUACAAACCUCUCUCCUAACCCUCGCGUGACCUUUUGUGUUGUGCUUAUCCAGAACUGAAACAUCCAUUCCAUUCAGACCAAAAAAAAUCUCAAGUCAAACCCCAGGCGGUCUUGUGCGUGUUCUUUGUCGUGGACGUGGUGGUAGUCGCGUCGUAAGCCAUAGGGGGACAUGCACACGUCUAACGGGGGUCUUGACACAAGGUGGGACCCUGUACUGGUGGAGGUUGGGUUUUUAGUCGGCGAUUGUUACCGUGGGUGGUGUGCUCAAAGUCUGAGUUGUGUGUGCGUGCGUGUGUUUUGAAUACGUAUAGCGUGUCUGAUGUAUAAUGUGGAAGGUCUGUCAUUUAUUCAGUCGGGAUACUUAUCGACCAGCCCGUGGACCAGUGUUCCCAUUGAUCACUGUAGCUCGUAUCACUGUAUGUUUUUCAAGAAGACCAAGAGAGAUCAUUCCUCUUAAUUUCCUGUAAGUGUUGAGUGUGCCAUGUAUUGUGUUCAGUCUCCUCAAUCUACUAAAGGCUCAGUUAUGGUCCCACGUCGACACAACGCAAGGGGCUUUACGGACCCCUUACGUCCUUGCGGACCCUCCUUGUGCCCACCGCGAGUGACGUGGCCCUCCCAAAAAUUGUAAGCUUGCGUCGAGGCGACGCAGCAGCAGCAAGGGCUGUGAUUGGUCCGCUCACUAAAACCCGACACAGAACCAAAACAGGUUCCUGUCUGCGUCAAAGCGUCUGCGUGGUCAUUGCGUUGCGUAGACGUGGAACCAUAACUGAUCCUUGACCCGUUAAAGAGGCAUCCCCGACGUUGGUACUCCCUCCAUGUUUAGAUUUAAUCAACAGAUUAUUGAAGUAAGUCCCAGUGGUUUUGGGAAACCUAAAUCUUUAUAUAUCUAUAGAUAUAUAAAUUCUUUUUUUUUUACUACACGUUUACUUUUUUUUUUAAGUCCGUGGCCCAAGGGUUAAACAAAGAGCCUUACUGAAAUCCGUGAGGCUGACCACUGAAGAAUCAUUCACAAGAAACAAAGGAGUUGUACAAUGAAACGCUACCACCAGUGUCCCUUCAGACCUAACCUUGUGAAUGAGGGGCCCUUCUCGUCUCACCCUUGUCAACGGAUCCUUCUUGGGUUUUGUCUGUCAGGAACUACGAAUUCCUUCAUUGUUUUUUACAUUACGCCAAGUAGUCGAGUCUUUGCGAAAAGUGCUUUUCACUUUCAAAACCUGUUUCUCUCCGCUCUCACUUUUGUAAUGGUACAUUUGUAAAUAAUUCUGUAUGAAUUCUGCUAUUUUUUUCUCGCCCAGAGCACUUUAAUAAACAACAAAUCUUUAACAUGGAAAUGUAUGUAUGUGUUUCAUU
Molecule: messenger RNA, 5022 nt
Organism: Gadus chalcogrammus (walleye pollock)
Lineage: Eukaryota; Metazoa; Chordata; Actinopteri; Gadiformes; Gadidae
Product: NAD kinase-like
Exons: 11
Coding region: 1226-2392 (388 amino acids)
Biological process (GO): NADP+ biosynthetic process; NAD+ metabolic process
Molecular function (GO): NAD+ kinase activity
Source: RefSeq, a predicted model, not a curated record